GGGGGGUCAGAGAGGGAUGAUAGGGAAACUUACUUUCCUUUACCUCUUGGUACCAGUUGAAACACAUUUUUUCAACAUGCUUAUUAGUUUUUGUAAAAAAAUUUAUUUAUUUAUUUUGAGAGAGAGCUGGGGAGGGGCAGAGAGAGAGAGAGACAGAGAGAGAGAGAGAGAGAGAGAGAGAGAAUCCCAAGCACGCUCCCAGCUAUCAGUGUGGAGCCCAACACGGGGCUUGAACCCAUGAACCAUGAGAUCAUGAUCCUAGCCAAAAUCAAGAAUCAGACGCUCAACCAACUGAGUCACCAAGGCACCCCUAUGUAUUUGUUUUUUGCCCUUCCCCAAAUCUUUUACCUGUUCCCACCAGCAUGUGCAUGCUCACACACAUGCGCACACACACACACUUUUCAGAACAUUCAAAUGUUCCAGGAGUCUGGCUCUGUAAUGGUGGGGUUUGGCCUAUCCUGAUCGUGUUUAAUGCUUAUUGAAUAUGUGUGUGUGACUCUUCGGGCUUAACAGUUAUCUGGUCCUUGUCAUCCAAAUUGGUGCUGAUGUGAAAAAUCUCCCUGGAUGGUGGAAACUGAGGCCUUGGCUAAGUAUACCUAAGCCCCAUAGGCUUGGUCUCUAGGUGCUAUCAGAGGUGCUAGAGCCUGGAAUGCCUUGGUCUUGAGCCUGGUUCUCUUGGCUAUUUUUAGAGGUCUGAGAAGAGAGUGAAUAGGAAGGAACUUCAAGAGUUCUGUACCUCAUUAGGAAACCCUGGUUGUAUUUAUAAACUGUUUGGUUCUAUUUCAGUUUCCAGAGGUGAGAGCCAGAAUGGAAACUCACUUGGCAUGGUAGGGUUUUGUGACUGUGCCCCUCCCUGGAAUUUCUAGAAGUACUUUUUAACCCUAGAAGAAAUUGGGGCCAUGACCAGGAUUCUUUGUGUAAAACUCCUUAAACAGGUCAAGUUUAGAAUUUUAUGGAAACAUAUGUAAUAUAUGUCUACUUUUUAUAGGAUACUAUUUAAGCUAAUUGCUACUUGCAUGAAGGCUAUAGUCAUUAGUUCGAACAUGAAGAUUAGGGUGAAUUGUCUCCCCUUGUUCAUAUAAUAACUUUUUUUAAUGUGAAAUACAAUCUGUAAUUAUGUAGAAAAUGUAAUCAUAGAAAUUAGGAUCAGAAUAUAAUACUUAUGUUUCAUUCAGUAUAUCUUAGUCUAGUGCUUCUUAAUAUUUUUGUCACUCUAGACUUAGUGAGAGAUGCCCCAUUCCCAUCAUUAAACAGUGGCUUUGUGUGGCAGUGAUUUUCUACAAGAGAUGGGGGUCUUUGAGUGUAAUCUGGGGGUGGUGGUGGGAGAGUGGGGAGGUAGAGGUAACGAUUCUGAUUUGUAGAACAUUCACGGGUGCACACACACACACUUUCCCUCUCCCUCUCUCUCAGGCAAGAAUUCACCGUCUUAGACAAACUAGUAUUGUAACUUUCAUCUCAUUCUAAGGAAAAAAAUCCUGAUGAGAGACCCUGGUUCUAUCCAGUUAGCAUGGUUUCUCUCCAUUAUCUGCUAUCUGGUUGCAAAUAAGCAUGUAUGUAACAGAUAAGCACCGACUUUAAGUGGGCAAGACAAACAACUGGUUCUAGCAAGUUGUACCUGUCAUUGCAGGGAAGGGCCCAAGUUUGACCGUGGAGGAAGGAUUGGACAGGUUGCCGGGGAAAGUGAGUGAUCCAUUCAACCAGAGCAGAGAUGUCAGCUUAUUUAUAGGAAUUACUUGAAGUCAGAGUCAUGGUGGAUGUAGGAAAGUGGCCAAUCUUCACUCUGCUCUCACCUCAAGAAAUUGCAUCUAUUCGGAAAGCAUGUGUCUUUGGCACCUCAGCCAAUGAAGCACUGUACGUUACUGACAAUGAUGAGGUCUUUGUAUUUGGACUGAACUAUAGUAACUGUCUAGGAACUGGAGAUAACCAGAGUACGCUUGUACCCAAAAAGCUGGAAGCCUUAUGUGGAAAGAAGAUUAAAAGCCUUAGUUAUGGGAGUGGACCACAUGUUCUUCUCAGCACUGAAGAUGGAGUUGUUUAUGCCUGGGGCCACAAUGGAUAUAGCCAGCUUGGGAAUGGGACGACCAACCAAGGCAUUGCUCCCAUCCAAGUCUGUACCAAUCUCUUGAUCAAGCAAGUGGUUGAAGUAGCUUGUGGCUCACAUCAUUCAAUGGCUCUGGCAGCUGAUGGAGAGGUAUUUGCUUGGGGGUAUAACAACUGUGGCCAGGUCGGAUCAGGAUCUACAACAAAUCAACCAACUCCUCGAAAAGUUACAAACUGUUUACAUAUUAAGAGGGUGGUUGGCAUUGCCUGUGGUCAGACCUCAUCCAUGGCUGUUCUGGACAAUGGGGAGGUGUAUGGCUGGGGUUACAAUGGCAAUGGUCAGCUAGGCUUGGGAAACAAUGGCAAUCAGCUGACCCCUGUGAGAGUGGCAGCUUUGCACAGCGUGUGUGUGAACCAGAUUGUCUGCGGCUAUGCACACACUCUAGCACUAACAGAUGAGGGCUUGCUCUAUGCCUGGGGAGCUAACACGUAUGGGCAGCUGGGAACUGGCAAUAAAAAUAACCUGCUAAGCCCAGCACACAUCAUGGUGGAGAAAGAAAGGGUAGUAGAGAUUGCGGCCUGCCACUCGGCCCACACGUCGGCUGCCAAGACCCAGGGCGGGCAUGUGUACAUGUGGGGCCAGUGCCGGGGCCAGUCCGUGAUCCUGCCUCACCUCACGCACUUCUCCUGCACCGACGACGUGUUCGCCUGCUUCGCCACUCCUGCUGUCUCUUGGCGCCUCCUGUCUGUAGAGCAUGAAGACUUUUUAACAGUUGCUGAAUCACUGAAGAAAGAAUUUGAUAGUCCGGAAACUGCUGAUCUGAAGUUUAGAAUUGAUGGGAAAUAUAUCCAUGUCCAUAAAGCUGUUUUGAAAAUCAGGUGUGAGCACUUUCGAUCCAUGUUCCAGUCUUACUGGAAUGAGGAUAUGAAGGAGGUGAUAGAAAUAGACCAGUUUUCUUACCCAGUGUACCGUGCCUUCCUCCAGUACCUCUACACAGACACAGUGGACCUGCCACCUGAAGAUGCCAUAGGUCUUUUGGACUUGGCCACGUCUUACUGUGAAAACCGGCUGAAAAAGCUCUGUCAGCACAUUAUCAAGCGUGGAAUUACGGUGGAGAAUGCCUUUUCAUUAUUCUCUGCUGCAGUCAGAUACGAUGCAGAGGAUUUAGAAGAAUUCUGCUUUAAGUUUUGCAUCAAUCAUUUGACAGAAGUUACACAGACUGCAGCAUUUUGGCAAAUGGAUGGCCCUCUGCUAAAGGAAUUCAUUGCUAAAGCCAGUAAAUGUGGAGCCUUUAAGAACUGAAGCCCCAGGCUGCUGGGUUUUGUGAAUGCUCUGGGGCACUGGCCAUGGUGGCUGCUUUGUGCUCUACGGGUGAUGUAAUUUUGCAGGUAAAGAACCCGUCAGCUUGUUUGUUUUUCACAUCUUGAGACACCAUUCUCCGUGUAGGAAUGUAUGAAGGAUGUACAGCUUUUCCUGAACCCGUUCUAAACAAGUCUUGUUUCCAGAUAUGUGCAUUUUAAAUGUGACCUUAAUUUGGCUAGAACAUUGUAAAGGGGUGAAAGUUUAGCUGGUCGUUUGUGUUUUGUUUUGUUUUGUUUUGUUUUGUUUUGUUUUUGAUUAGAGGAACUGCUGAACUUGGAAAGGAGAAGUUUGCGGUAAUUCUCCUGGCUCACAUAGUAACAACCCUUUCGACCCCAGGACCUGGGAUGGUUUGUGGACUGUGAGAUAGACAUAAGAGGCCCCACCUUGAAUUAAAGAUGCUGACUUUGGGGCUUGUUGAAAUGCUGCAUCAGUUGCUAGUUCACUAGCCGUACUGUGAAGGAGUAGUGAAGAUAGUUUGAGGUUUUUGUGUGUGUUUGUACUACUGAGGACCUUUUUUAACUUCAUCGCGUAUCAAAAAACAAUAUUCAGUUUAAUAUGAGUUAAACCUAUUACGAUGAUUAUGCAAAGAUAAACUUGUAGGCUAGCCAAGGUUUCUCUUAAGAAUUAAGUCCAUAAAGAGUAGUAAUUUAGGACUACCUGUAAAAAGUUGAUAUUGAAAGAAACUUUGGACAGAGGUCAAUAUAGAGUAUCCACUACUCUCCAACAGUGUUUUGUUUUAUUAAGAUACAGUCUAAGAGCUGAAGUUUAAAUUUGAUUCCCCACCGUUUCCCCCAUAAACGCUAAUCAUGAGAAGAAAGUAAUGGCAUAUUCAGCAUACUCUUGCCUUCCUAAAUUAUGGCUGCUAGACGAUCAGAUCCACUACAUCUGACUCACAAGGUGUUCUUAAAACCAGCUUUCUGGCAGGACUUCAUAGAAUUUCUCUCUUUUAUCUAUAGGCCAAGUGUCACACCUUUGCUUGUUUGCAACUUCAGCUUUCGUUUUUUAUUUCCUCGUCUUUUGAUUGUGUUAGGUAUAAUAUUUAGCACAAUAUAACUUUGAAAAAGGAUCAAAAUUAUGAUUUCCCUGAAAAGAUCCUUUUAAAUAGGGUCCUUUUAAGUUCAAGUUGUUGUUUUUUUUUUUUUUUCCCCGUUUCUUUUUUGGUCUGGUUAUGAACAUGACUUUUGGAGGAAGAGUGUUCAACUCUGAGUUUUAUCGUGUGUGUCUGUUGAGCUUGCUGUAAGAACAAAUCUUUGUUCUCUCUGGCUCACAGACUCAUUUCCAUUUGUGGGCAUUCCCUUAGUGAACGGUUUCCUGUUUGGAAGGUCCCUCAUCUGAACUUGGAGGCCAAAUACAUUUUCAGAGUCAAAUUAACAAGAGAGUGAAGAUAUGCUGCAGCUACUAUUUUUAGCAGUGUUUCUAAGUGUGUCUGAGGGUUUGGGUGGGAGUGAGGGCCCAAAGAUAGGAAUUCAUUGAUAAGUGAGAUAAAUUCAAACCUAGAAGUCCCAGCUCCCUUUUCUUGACCAUGUUGCAAGUGAUUGAAGCCCAGUCAGUUAUUAUUUAGGAUUAGUUCUGCAACAUGAUAGAAUUUUUCUUACUAGGUUGAUGAAUGCACAUUAAUUUGAUUAUUAGCUAUGAUGGGUAGUGUUCAUAACAAUCACUGUUCUAUAGGCUUAUGAUCUGGACAAAACAAGAACUGCGGUAUGUUUACUAUUGCUCUUACUUGAAAAAAACUUAAAGCACAAAUUAAAGUAGUAGAUCCAUUUCCAUAGAUUGUUCAUUCAUUCAACAAAUAUUUACUGAGGUUCCUUAUAUAGGUAAAGAACCACUUCUCAGAUUACCGAGUAAUUUGUAUGAGUGUGUAUGUAGUGAAGAAAAUGGAAAUAUGUUCUUUGAGAAGUACUUGAGUAUCUUUUUUUUUUUUUUUUUAAUACACUCUUAUUUUUCUACUUGGUUUCAUUGUUAAUCAUAGCAGGAAAUGAAAACUGUUCUUUGAGUUGUUUUUUUCAUCUGAUGUGAUAAUGAAAGCCAAAGUAUUCAUAUUUCUUAAGAUAACCCUAAAUGUACUCUUGAACUUCUUACUGGAAUAAUAUUUGAUACUCUAGUAUAUAGGCUGUAUUUAUGUAAUGUUUAGAAUGACAUAUUAAUAAAUAAUGUCAAGACAUACAUGCAGAGUUGUUUUUCCCUCUCAAAAAUCGGUAAUGUGCAGCCUUAAAACGGAAGGAAGUUCUUCUAACACAUGCUGCAACCUGGAUGAACCCCAAGGACAUUAUGCUGGGUAAAAUAUGCCAGUCACAGAAGGACAAAUACUGCAUGAUCCCACCCACACAAGGUAACUAACAUAAUCAAAUUCACAGAGACAGAAAGCAGAAUGCUAGUUGCCAGAGGUUGGAGGUGGGAGAGAGGACUUAGGAGCUAAUGUUUAAUGGAUACAGUUUCAGUUUUGCAAAAUAUAAAGAAUUAUGGAGGGGCGCCUGGGUGGCUCAGUCGGUUGAGCGGCCGACUUCGGCUCAGGUCAUGAUCUCACGGUCCGUGGGUUCGAGCCCCACGUCGGGCCCUGUGCUGACAGCUCAGAGCCUGGAGCCUGUUUCGGAUUCUGUGUCUCCCUCUCUCUGACCCCCAUUCAUGCUCUGUCUCUCUCUGUCUCAAAAAUAAAUAAACGUUUAAAAAAAAAAAAAAAGAAUUAUGGAGAUGGAU
Panthera uncia (snow leopard) is the source of this 6097-nucleotide messenger RNA. Its product is annotated as RCC1 and BTB domain-containing protein 1. The record is from RefSeq and is a predicted model, not a curated record. The transcript is spliced from 12 exons. Lineage: Eukaryota; Metazoa; Chordata; Mammalia; Carnivora; Felidae. Gene Ontology annotation, molecular function: protein binding. Bases 1748 to 3343 code for a protein of 531 amino acids.